GUACCUCGACCUCAGGAGUCCGGAGUCGCAUACUGUCAGUCAAACGAGCUCGCAACAGCACUCAUGUCUGACAUUAACUGUGUGUGGACUGAUAAUAACUUUAAACAAUUUUCUGCAGUGCUUAUUUUAUUUGUUUAGGAAACGUCCAGGUAUUUUGAACCAGUGUUAAAGACAUGAUAAAGAAGAUAACAAUUUUUUUAUAUAUAUUUGCGGUGUUAUUAGAGUUUUUGUUUUAAUAAUUUUCUCUCAGUGGCGUUUUUAAUUUCUCGUGGGGGUGUGUCGUCAGAAGAGCGGUGAGCGUUUGUUGGAGUAUGCGAGUGUGCUCGGAUGUGUAUGAUGUCUCGUGUCGUCUUGUUUCUCACUAGAGCGCAGCCGGCGCGCAAUGGAUUUACUGGGGGAAUUGUUAUACAUCGUUUUUAACCAAUUUAUGUGCUCUGUAAAUGGAUAUUAAUAAAGCGACGAUGAUAUUCGCAACUUUUUGGAUAAUGUUGCCUUUCCUUGAUUUAAUGCACUUGUCACAUGCAGAUGUGAUCGCAAAGUCUCGUUCGGUUCGGUUGGACUGUGUUAAAGCUCAUGAACAGUGUUUGGGUAGGUACGGCUGCAGCACUAAAUACCGAACCAUGAGACAGUGUGUGGCCGGGAGUACGGGUAACUUUAGCCUACUGGCGGAACCCGAGGCACAGGACGAGUGCCGAAACGCCAUCGAGUCCAUGAAACAGAGCCCACUUUAUGACUGUAAGUGCAGGAGAGGAAUGAAGAAAGAGAAAAACUGUCUGCGCAUCUUUUGGAGUAUAUACCAGAGUUUACAAGCCAAUGAUUUGCUGGAGGACUCACCAUAUGAGUCAGUAAACAGCCGUCUGUCUGAUAUUUUUCGCCUAGCUCCUAUAUUAUCAGGUGAGGCAGCCCUUUCGAAGGACAACAACUGCCUGAACGCCGCCAAAGCUUGCAACCUGAACGACACGUGUAAGAAGUAUCGCUCGUCUUACAUCAACCCCUGCACCAGCAGAAUCUCCACAGCUGAAGUGUGUAACAAGCGCAAAUGCCACAAAGCCCUGCGGCAAUUUUUCGACAAGGUGCCACCCAAACACAGCUAUGGCAUGCUUUACUGCUCCUGCCCAUCGGGAGAUCACUCGGCCUGCUCUGAGCGUAGACGUCAGACUAUCGUGCCAGCCUGCUCCUAUGAAGACAAAGAGAAACCAAACUGUCUCUCCCUGCAAGCCUCCUGCAAGACCAACUACAUAUGCAGAUCUCGUUUAGCUGACUUUCUCACCAACUGUCAACCUGAGACUCGCUCGAUUUCAGGGUGUCUGAAGGAAAACUACGCUGACUGUCUGCUGGCAUAUUCUGGUCUUAUUGGUACCGUAAUGACUCCGAACUACCUGCGGGCACCCGGCAUCAGCGUGUCGCCCUGGUGUGACUGUAGCAGUAGCGGAAACGGCAAAGCGGAGUGUGACAAGUUUACUGAAUUCUUCACCAACAACCGUUGCCUUCGCAAUGCCAUCCAAGCAUUUGGUAAUGGCACAGAUGUUGGGGUGUGGCAACCCCAGCCACCCAUCAUGUCCACUUCACCCGACCCUUACACUCCACUGAGAGGGCGGGACAGGACAUCCAACACACUGAUUGACUCCACCCUCAACAAUGACCUGGAAACAAACGCAGACCGGCUCUACAGCUUCUGUGGAAAUCUGCAGGCUCAGAAACUAAAAAGUAAUGUGACUCUGGAUGUACUGUGUGUGAAUCCACCACUGAAUGACCCCAAUAAUUUUAAUGCCAUAUCUCAAAGCUCAACUAGCGCCGUCUGCUCAAUGGACUCGACCGUUAUUUUCCUCUGUCUGCUCUCUAUUUUUCAUCUCGGGCAGAUUGCAGCCACGCAGACAUUAUAACUGAUCACAAAUCAGACCCGCCGGACUACCGAUGCCGUUCUGUACCAUACAAUAAUGUCGUAUUUGAGUUUUUUCCACAAGUGGUGCUGUGUGCGGUCUGCUGUUUCAGUGUGAAAAUACAAUUUCCGGUCCACCUUGUUUUUCUUUCUCACUGAAUGAAUAAUGGACAGACAUGGACGUAUUAGGACAUCGGUGCAAGGAUUAUCAUUUUGAAAAUAGGUGCAGCCCAGACUCUUAUACAGUAUGCGUCGCAUCAGAAGCUUGGACUGAACUUGAAUAAGGAAGUACACAAGGACGGUGAAAUAUUGACUGCAGUAUGGCCUCUGUGUUACUGUGAUGAUGUCACACAAAACCUGCAAAGUCCAAUUUGUGCUGUAACAUUGUGUCAGGCAGCACACAUUUAUUUGAAGGCUUAUCAGCAGAACCUGCUGGACCAACAAACUCUUCAAAGUGGCAGUGCUGACCUCCAUCUUACGACAUGGGAAAAUAACAUCUGGAUAGGCAAGACGCUUUAUGACAUCAAAUCAUGAGGGGCCAAGGUGUUUUUUUAACUUUCUGUCCAGUAAAACAUGCUCUGAAGGUGAUUUUUGCCUUUCAUCCUUGUAAAUAUUAGUUACCUUUGUUUACAAUGACUUUAUUGUGUAUCUCAAAGUUCAUUUGGCCUAGUGAAGCUUUCGGCUGUCGUAUAAAAUAUGAUAUACGUUUUAUCAUUAGUGAUGAAACUCAGACUCAGAGUACGAGGGUUAAUACCGCAGUCCAGUAUAUGUAAAAUGUGCUGUAAGAAUGUUUUUGCUCUUAUUUAAAGAAAGUUCUUUACAAGUAUAACAUUUUUUAUUGUUGUUCUGGUUAGCUGUAAAAAGAAAAAAGUAUAUACAUAAAACAAUAUACGUAUUGAACAGGGAUGUACGACGUACAGGAAAAAAGAAACUUACA
Messenger RNA from Paramisgurnus dabryanus, 2816 nucleotides. It is a transcript of the gene gfra1b, whose product is annotated as gdnf family receptor alpha 1b. The record is from RefSeq and is a predicted model, not a curated record. NCBI's taxonomy places the organism in Eukaryota, Metazoa, Chordata, Actinopteri, Cypriniformes, Cobitidae. Gene Ontology annotation, molecular function: signaling receptor activity. Gene Ontology annotation, cellular component: signaling receptor complex; external side of plasma membrane. Gene Ontology annotation, biological process: nervous system development.